AUGUCGAUACCCCUCUCCUCACCAAACAACGUACAAUCACGAUCCCCUCAGCUCAUCCGGCACCUUUCCCUCCCGAACCCAAAUAUUCAUCCCGACCUUCUCCCCCCGCACUACCGGCAAACCAGCGUGCAAAACCCGUUCAUCCCCCCUCCCAGAAACCAUGUUCUCCCAAAAGACCGCGUUGCCCUCCACCGGCCUAAACGUCACGCCCUUCUCAUACUCCUCAUCGCAAUCUACAAAUUUACACCACUCGCCGCUCUUGGCAGCCAGGAAUGGGAAAUUCGUUCCGCCACCAACCACACCCUUCGCCUUGAUGUAUCCAAAGAUGGAGGAGGCCCUGUUGCCGCCCAGCGAAGCAACUGCAUGCCGGGCGUCCGUGAACCAAUCCGUGUGGAAGUGAUAUCGCUCCGUCGGCGCGUAUUUCACAAGCUGGAUGGGUUCCAUGUUGGAGACUGGCAUGUCGAGGCCUUGGAGGUCAAGCGCGCGGCGUUCGAUACAACGGACAGUCGGGGAGCGGUGGACAGAUGUCGAUUGAGAGGUGCGGACGGCGUGGAUGGUCUGCGAGGAAUCGCUGGUUACGUACGAGUGUUUGAAGGUGCCGUUGCUGUUGGCGUCAGUAUGUCGCGUCAUGAUGGGGGAUAUAACGAGAUGGUGUUGCAGAAGGAGCAAACCCGUACGCCAACUCUAAAAGAUGUCUCCGUUCUUCGGGCGUAA
This is a messenger RNA of Metarhizium acridum CQMa 102, 714 nucleotides long. Lineage: Eukaryota; Fungi; Ascomycota; Sordariomycetes; Hypocreales; Clavicipitaceae. The record is from RefSeq and is a predicted model, not a curated record.